Molecule: messenger RNA, 1157 nt
Organism: Cuscuta campestris
Lineage: Eukaryota; Viridiplantae; Streptophyta; Magnoliopsida; Solanales; Convolvulaceae
Source: the annotation of a GenBank genome assembly
AGCAUACUUUUGGCCAUAAUAUUUUCUAGUGAGAUAAAAUAUUAUUUUGGUUCCACAUAUAUCAUUUUGUGUAUAGAAAAUAUCUAUAAUAUUUUCUAAAUAUUAUUGGAAAUAUUUUCUAUAGAAAUAUACAAGAUUAUUAUUAUCCCAAAUUUUAAUCUUUAUAUUUUAUACUACUAUAAUCUUUACUAGCAUAAAGAUUGUGGUAGACUCCGGCGUUGUUCGUGUGUCAAAGUUGGAGACCGGACGCUUGAACGGUUACGUUUGCACUUUCAACGCUCUUCCUACGACUUCUUCGUUUUUACCGCUUACGGAGAGAGGUAUAAAUUUCUUACUCACUAUAAGUUUUAGUACGUGAUUCUGGGCAAGAUAAUCAUUUUGGCUACGUUGGAUGUAUCCUUUCGAAAGAGAAAUGAAGAUAUUCAAGGGAUAUGUACGCAAUCGUGCUUAUCCUGAAGGUUCAAUUGCCGAAGCGUAUAUUGCAGAGGAGGCAAUUGAGUGUUUAGUGAGUUCUGAAGAUUGUACAGUAGGAUUGCCAAAACGUUUCCAGGGUGCACAAUCUAGACCCCUAUCUGGUGCGACGAUGAUCACACCGACCAAUAAUGACUUGCACCUAGCACAUUUGUGUUUCCUCGAAAACUGUGAUGAUGUCCAACCAUACUUUAUUGAACAUAUGGGUGCUUUGGUGAAAAUGUAUCCACAACGUUCUAAUGAUGAGGAGUGGCUCAAGAACAAGCAAAACGAAACUUUCCCGGGCUGGUUUCGUAGAAAAAUUUCAACAGACUUGCUUGUGGAGAAUAAUACAGUAUCAACGGAACUAAUGUGGAUUGCAGAAGGGCCUAACAAGGAUGUACCCACUUUCAGUGGGUAUAAAAUCAAUGGUGUGACCUACAGAACCAAAGAACGUGAUGAUAUGCGUCAAGUUCAGUUUAGUGGUGUUUGUGUAGAAGCUCAAACAAUGCUCGUAGUUGUUCAUGUCGAUAUGCUAGCAGUGCUUGUCCUCCUGUAUAUUGAUGUUGCUGUGUCUUAAGUUGUGUCCUCCUGAUGGAUACGUUGGGCCAUAGUUUUUUUGCUUUUUGGGUAUAACAAUAAUGCUGUUCACUUGGUGGCUUUUCCCAAGAAUGGAUGAUUGAAGGAUGAACCUGCUUCAAGGAUAU